Molecule: messenger RNA, 3599 nt
Organism: Oryza sativa Japonica Group (Japanese rice)
Lineage: Eukaryota; Viridiplantae; Streptophyta; Magnoliopsida; Poales; Poaceae
Product: transcription factor LHW
Biological process (GO): regulation of DNA-templated transcription
Molecular function (GO): protein dimerization activity; DNA-binding transcription factor activity
Source: RefSeq, a predicted model, not a curated record
AAGCAAGGGAGGCGAGAAGAAAGCAACAAAAGAGAAAGCCAAGCUCUGCACUUGCAAGCUGCACUGCACCACCCAACCCCCAAGCUUCAACCCUACCUAAGCUAAGCUAGCCAAGCUAGGACCCCAAGACUCCCAAGAAGAGGAGAAGAAGAGUGUGUGUGUGUGAGGAUUGAGGAAGAAGAAGAAGAAGAAGAAGAAGAAGAAGAAGAGGAAGAAGAGGAAGAGAAGCGAGCGAGAGAGAUUAAGAUUCCGGCCAAAAUCCGAGCUCAGCUGGUUUGGUUUGGCUUGGCUUGGCGGCUGGUUCUGCUGAGGCUGACGUGGCGGCGGGUGGGGCCCAUCUCAUGGCUGCUGCCUCUGUGGCGGCGAGGAGCGGCGGCGGCGGGGUUAGGAUUCCGGCGAGGAGGGGCGGCGGGCUCCGCGCGAAGCAGGCCGGGCGCGCCAGCUUCCGCGGCGCCUAAGAGAGGAGGAGGAGAAAGAGAAAGCAGGGUUCUUUGCUGCUUUUGGUCUUCCCUUUCUUUUCUUCUUCUUCUUCUUCUUUAUUUACUCCUCCUGGGAGGAAGGGAGGGAGCUUAGCUAGGGUUUCCGAGGAGGAGGAUGGCCGUCGGUGAUGCGCUGCGGCGGCUGUGCGAGGAGGCCCGGUGGUCGUACGCCGUCUUCUGGAAGGCCAUCGGCGCCGCCGACCCCGUGCAUUUGGUGUGGGAGGAUGGCUUCUGCGGCCACGCAUCGUGCUCUGCUGGAUCUGAGGCUUCUGAGGCUGGGUGCGAGUCCGGCGGCGCCGUCUGCACGCUUGUUAGGAAGAUCAUGGCCUCGCAGGUUCAUGUUGUUGGAGAAGGUACCAUUGGCCGUGCUGCAUUCACUGGGAAUCAUCAAUGGAUUGUCCAUGAAACUGCCAAUGAUCACGGGCUCAGAUCCGAGGUUGCUGCUGAGAUGAACAAUCAGUUCAGAGCUGGCAUUAAGACCAUUGCAAUUAUACCUGUGUUACCACGUGGUGUGCUGCAGCUAGGCUCUACUAGUGUGAUUCUGGAAAACAUAAGCUCUGUGCAACAAUAUAAGAAGCUGUGCUGUCAGCUAAACAACCGGUCGAGUAUGGUCGCAUCUGCUUCAGCCAAAAAUGAUUUGAGCCAGAAAGUUCAGUCACGAUCUUUACAUGGUCUCCCAAGUAUACACCCUUAUGAACAGUGCUAUGGUCAUGAUGCCCGAGCCUUGUCAAGUAGCACAUCAGCAAACACGGGCAGGAACACUUCCUUACUUAAGGUUGCACAGAGAAAUGAUCAAGCCAUUAGAGAGCAAGUCUUAUAUGCUCCUGAUAUGAGGUUCAGACAGCAGCUCCCUUAUAGUGACAGGAGAGUUGAUAUUAACACACACAGUAGUGCUAUGAGCUCAGGUUUUAUCUCGUCUAUCUCAGCAUCAGUGGAAAAGUAUCCAUUGUUGACGAACAACAUUGGACAAGUAGAACACGGGAACAUGGAAGAGUCAUCAGGGCCCAGAAAUGUUCUGUUAAAAUCCCUUUCAUGCCGGAACCCUGUUGUCCAUGAAAAUACUAACACGAGUCUAUUUCAUGGAGGGGAUGAGGUGCCGGCUUUUCUGAAUAGUCAUGGGAGUUUUGAUUUUCUCCAAGCAGGUCCUAGAGUAGUUGAGGCUAACUUGUAUAACAAUGGUACGUCUAGUCAAGUUUUAGACCAAAGAUGCAGUUCCACUUCUGGGAUGGCAGGGUAUAAACCAUCUGUUUCAUAUAAAUUCCCCCACUCUGCUCAAUUCAUUGUGAAAAUGGAGAAUCCCAGAAGACAAUCAUUUCAAGACCCCGCAGCUCCAUCCUCUGGUUCUGAUGUCCAAGUUUCGAGUGGUUUGAAAACAACCACUCGUCAGUUUAACCCAGAGCAUAUGUGCCAAAACAAGAAGACAAAUGAAGUCAAUGACUCCAGUGCUGCUGUAAGCACGCAGGAUGUGAAAAAUAUGGACCGACACAAGAUCCUAGACAUUUCUAAUGAGAGAACCUCCUCAUUUGUUAUGGAUCCUAGUACAGAAAAUGAUUUGUUUGAUAUAUUUGGUACUGAUUUUCAUCAAUUGCACCGCAGUUUGGAUGGUGACCUCUCCUGGAACACUGCAAAGCCUCAGAGUUCAGACAGAGAUGCACCUGAAUCCUCAAUUUAUCUUGACAGUUCACCAGCCUUCGGUGCACAGGAGGAUGAAUUUUCUUAUUCUGGGAUUUUUUCGCUCACUGAUACUGACCAACUAUUGGAUGCGGUUAUCUCGAAUGUUAAUCCUGGUGGCAAGCAGAUCUCUGGUGACAGUGCCUCGUGCAAGACUUCGUUGACAGACAUUCCUAGCACUUCUUACUGUGGCUCAAAAGAAACGAAGCAAUGCAAGUCAUCUGGUGCUCCACCUUUGCUAAUCAAGAAUGAGUUGGCAGUUUCAAAUUUUGUCAAACAACCAUGUUUCCUAGAAAAGGCUGAAGAUGGUUGUCUUUCCCAAAACAAUGGAGUGCAGAAAUCUCAGAUACGCCUCUGGAUUGAGAGUGGACAGAACAUGAAAUGUGAAAGCGUGUCUGCCUCAAACAGCAAAGGUCUGGAUACAGCAAACAAGGCAAAUCGGAAGAGAUCUAGACCAGGAGAGAGUCCUAAGCCACGGCCAAAGGACCGCCAGCUUAUUCAAGAUCGUAUAAAGGAGCUGCGGGAACUAGUACCUAAUGGGGCAAAGUGUAGCAUUGAUGCAUUAUUGGAAAAGACCAUUAAGCACAUGGUUUUCUUGCAAAGUGUGACGAAGCAUGCAGACAACCUCAAGGAUUCUAACGAAUCAAAGAUACAUGGUGGUGGUGAGAAUGGCCCGCUUCUGAAAGAUUACUUUGAAGGUGGUGCUACUUGGGCUUUUGAUGUUGGCAGUCAAUCUAUGACAUGCCCAAUCAUUGUUGAAGAUCUUGAUCGGCCUCGUCAGAUGCUUGUGGAGAUGCUCUGUGAGGAUAGAGGGAUCUUCUUGGAGAUAGCUGACUUCAUCAAAGGACUUGGAUUAACUAUCUUGAGGGGUGUGAUGGAAGCACGCAAAAAUAAAAUCUGGGCUCGCUUCACCGUUGAGGCCAACAGGGAUGUGACUAGAAUGGAAAUCUUCCUCUCGCUUAUGCGCUUGUUGGAACCGAGCUGUGAUGGCGGCGGAGGAGGCGUGGGAGAUAAUCCUAACAAUGUAAAAAUACCUCCUGGGAUUGUGCAACAUCCGGUUAUACCAGCAACAGGCCAUCUUAGGUGAGAAAACGAGUAGGGGAAACAUUAUCAGAGGCAUCUGAAUCUCUGAACUUCUGAAGUGCUAAGAGUGGGAGCUUCAGUUCACUCUCCUGCCAUGACUAGCAUUGUCAGUGUGCACUAAGAGCUGGAUCCUUGUCGAAAAUACAGUGCUCUUCCUGUUCAGUAGGCAACACACCCGUAGAAAGAAAAGCCUGACGGUAGAUGAUGAUGCAUCGAGACAUGGACAAUCAGUCAGAAUGAUCCUUGGGCCAUGUUUUGCUUGUAUAAUCUUGUUUCAGUUUGCUACUGAUGUGUUUGUUGGCGUUAUUAGUGAAUUUUGUCUUGUUGAUGAUCUACUGAAUGCAAAUCCUGAGUCCAUUUUGUUUA